Molecule: messenger RNA, 1257 nt
Organism: Orbilia oligospora ATCC 24927
Lineage: Eukaryota; Fungi; Ascomycota; Orbiliomycetes; Orbiliales; Orbiliaceae
Exons: 3
Coding region: 1-1257 (418 amino acids)
Biological process (GO): RNA processing
Cellular component (GO): nucleus
Molecular function (GO): mRNA binding
Source: RefSeq, a predicted model, not a curated record
AUGACCGAUAUCAAUCCGGAAGAGCCUGUCCAGGCCCCUUCUGUUGUUGAUGAGAAGCCAGUCGAGGCUGUUGCUGAAGAAAACGUUGCUGCUGAAGAGAAGAAGGACGCCGAGGAGAAAGCUAGCACCGAGGAGAAGAAGGAACGUGUCGGCAUUGUAUCUGAUGCCUCAGUUCUUCCCGAGUCAGAUGAUCCCAAGGAAAUCGUCAAACAGGUUGAGUUCUAUUUUGCGGACUCCAAUCUCCGAUUCGACAAGUUUUUGUAUGGACUUGUAGGUGAAGAGAACAAAUGGGUUGAUAUCGCUUUGGUCGCCGGUUUCAACCGCAUGCGCCGAUUUAAGAAUCUCGACAGUAUCAAGAAGGCGUUGGAAGACUCCGAACUAAUGGAGCUUAACGAAGAGAAAACCAAGAUGCGAAGGAAGAACGCGAUGGUUAUGUUGAAAGACCCUAAGCUUGUGGAUAAAUCCAUCACUCGCUCCGUCUAUGCGAAAGGGUUUGGCGCUGAGACUAAAACCUCUCAAUUCGAUAUCGAGAAGUUUUUUGAGAAGACCGGUAUCACAAUCAAUGCUGUCAGGCUUCGUCGUGACGACGAUAAGGUCUUCAAAGGUUCCGUUUUCGUCGAGUUUAAAACUGUUGAAGACAUGAAGAAGUUCAUGGAUCUAGAGGAUAAGCCCGAGUGGAACGGGCAAAAAAUGGUUCUUAUUGACCCCAAGGUUGAGCCAAACGCUGAUAAGGAGGGCAAGACAACCGCUGAACAGGCUAUUGCCGAAGCCUCGGAGGGUUUGAAAUAUAUGACUAAAGAAGGUUUUGUUGAGAUGAAGAUGGCGGCCAUCAAGGAUGGCAAGAUCCAAGCCAAGAGUUACGCGAAGACGACGAAGUUUGAUGCCUUCAAACAAGAAGGUGGGGCUUCCGCCGGGGGACGAGGUGGAAGACGGGAUGGACGAGGGGGGCGUGACAAUAGGGAUUGGCGGGAGCGACGCGACGAUGAUAGGAAGAACGGGUUCCGAGGUGGGCGUGGCGGUGGGCGUGGUGGCGGUCGUGGCGGCAGAGGCCGCGAUAACCGUGGUCGGGGCCGGGACCACAGGGGCGGAGACAACUCCGGCCCAAGACUUCGUGCCGAUGGGGUCCCCGUUGUUCGGACCACCAGCGCCUCCCCGGAGAGGAGGUCGAAGAAGAGGUCCCGUGACGACGGGGCGGAGGCUGGUGCCUCCGAUGACAAGAAGAGGAGGACCGACGGGUCCACCGAUGCCUCCGCUUAG